AUGUCUUGGCUCUGGUUCCUCGCUUCUCUGGUCGUUCUGGUAUCAGCUGCACCCAAAAAGGAUGGACGCGGAGUCGUGGUCUGCUACGUCGGCACCUGGGCGGCCUACAGGCCGAUGCGCGGGCAGUUCUCAGUGGAGGACCUUCGACCAGACCUCUGCACGCACAUAGUCUACUCCUUCGCCGGCCUCAACUCCACCUCGUGGACUAUCAGGUCUUUGGAUCCUCAUCUCGAUCUCGAAGAGAACUAUGGAAAAGGUUGGUACAAGAAGGUGACCGGCCUGAAGAAGGAAUACCCGGACCUGAAGGUGACCUUGGCCAUCGGAGGAUGGAACGAAGGAUCAGGAAACUACUCCGCCCUAGCCGCAGACCCGGAGAAGAGGAGGCCCUUCAUUGCAAGUGUCCUCAGGUUCCUCAAGGAUUAUGAUUUCGAUGGCCUUGAUCUUGACUGGGAGUUCCCAACGCAGAGAGGAGGUGCGCCAGAAGACAAGGAGAACUUUAUUAUACUGAUUAAGGAACUAAGGUCUGCACUGACUGUUGGAGGUUACAUACUAACCGCUGCUAUAAGCGCUUCAAUUGAUACUUUAGCAUCUGGUUACGACCUGCCGAGAGUAUCAGAUAAUCUUGACUUGGUUCAUAUGAUGGCUUAUGACUACCACGGAUCUUGGGAUAAGUUCACUGCGCCAAACGCUCCACUGUUUCCUCCAUCUGACAAACUUACUCUUAGUGCUAGCCUCGAAUAUGUGCUAAGGAAUGGAAUCCGAGCUGACAAAUUAGUAGUUGGAGUACCAAUGUAUGGUCGCACAUUUGUCCUCGAGUCUCCAUCAAGAGGUGUUCUAGGAGAAAGUUCCAUAACUACGCAAGGCUUCCAAGGUCCGUUCACAAGAACUGAUGGUUUCUUGGGAUACAAUGAAAUUUGUAACGAACUUAGAACUGGAAAUUGGACAGUUCAUUGGGACAACACUAGUUUGACACCAUUUGCUACAACAGGAAACAGGAUCAUCACCUAUGACAAUCCUGAAAGUAUAAUGCACAAAGUGAAGUAUGCCAUGGGUGAAGGAGUGGCUGGAAUCAUGACCUGGUCGGUAGAUACGGAUGAUUUCAGAGGAGACUGUGCAUUACCUGGACAGACCUCCCCAAGGGACCCCCUCCUGCAGGCGAUAAUGAUAGCGAUAGAAGAGUCUCUCUACAAGAAACCGACCACACUACCUCCUACUAAAAAGCCUGAAAAACCUGAACCAAGUUCUGCUGUACAGUUAUGCUUGUACCCAUCGCUUUAUGUUGUUUUGGCACUUAUAACUUACAGAUUCUGGUAG
Molecule: messenger RNA, 1314 nt
Organism: Nezara viridula (southern green stink bug)
Lineage: Eukaryota; Metazoa; Arthropoda; Insecta; Hemiptera; Pentatomidae
Source: the annotation of a GenBank genome assembly